UGUGAUGGUAAUAUUUUCAUCUCGAGAUGCGAUUACAGUGACAAACAGAAUGGGUAUUCAUUUUUGCUGACAUUUUUAGAGGGAAAGGACAAAAAUGACUGAAGUCUUGUUCAAAGUCAUCAUCAUUGGUGACCCAACAGUUGGAAAAACUUCAUUUGUACAGAAAUAUGUGAAUGAUUCAUACAGACGGGAUUACAAAAUGACUAUUGGAGUGGACUUCGCCUUGAAAGUUAUCAAGUGGUCAGAUAAAUGUAAUAUAAAACUUCAGCUGUGGGACAUUGCUGGUCAAGAAAGAUUCACCUCAAUGACCCGCGUCUAUUACAAGGAUGCUCAUGCUUGCCUUGUUAUGUUUGACUUGACACAGAAGAACACUUUCCAGAACUCUGUCAAGUGGAAGAAAGAUCUAGACCAAAAGUGCACAUUAGUGGAUGGUUCUCCUGUACCUUGCUUAUUGUUAGCAAACAAGUGUGAUGACAUGGAGCAUCGGGAAGUUUCUCAAGACGAAAUAGAAGAAUUAUGCCGAGAGCACGACUUUUUAGGAUGGAGUGAGACUAGUGUGAAAGAUGGGAUUAUGAUUGAAGAAUCUAUGGGCUUUCUCAUCGAAGAGAUGAUGGCCAAACAUGCGGAGUUGGAAGGGUUCUCUGAAUCCUUUCAAGCGAACGCCGCUAACCACGUGAAGCUGGGGAGAGACGAUGCUGUGGCCCAUAGCGGUUCUAAGUGUUCAUGCUGACGUUAAUUUGUCUUUAAACGUAUAUUUGUAUGAAUGAGACCUGGAAAGAAAGGGUUACACAUGUUGCUUUAUUUUAUGUUCUGGUGUAGUAUAGCCUACAUACUCUGGAUGUAAAGUGUUUGGGUGAUUGAGAGAGACAUAAUCUGUUCUUUGUCCAAAGUGCCUGAAAAGCUUUCCUUAAAUACUACGGUAUUCUUUUUGUGUGAAGAGGGUAUGUCAUAAUAAGAUUUUAAUGUAUUUCUUACUUCUGGUCAUAAUUUUGUCCUUGGAAUCCCCACAAAGCUUUAUCUCAUGUAUGUGGUAGACAACAUUACGCUUUACUGCUCAUGUGCUAAGGGGAAGGAGAGGGACAUGCCUAUAUGUAAUAUAUAGACUUUGGUGCCGAAAUGUAGAGCUUACUUUGUUAUAACCUUAUUCACGUUGUAAGUCAAUUGGUAUAUCACCUGCUAACUUUUAAAUGUUUCCAGAUAAUGUGCCAAACACUAAAAUUUAGCAACGCCAAACAUCAUUUCUCCUAUAUCUUUAAAAUCACUCCCUUUGUGCUCAAAUCAAGGAUUUGUUUUUUUUUGGAUUUGAAAGUUUCCCACUAAAUAAUUUGGCUUUCUAUAAGUAGAUGAUGAAAUCUUUUCCUUGCUUAAGUCUGCUAGAGGGGCUCAUGACGUAGAUAUAAUUGGCUGGCUGGAAGGAAAUCAGUUCAGCGUUUGUUUUCUAAAAUUUCUUUGCAAAUAAGAUACAAGACCUUCCGUCUUUUCACAUUUGGACUAAAUAACAUCGGGCUGUUUCUCUGUAGAUGAGCGUUGUUAUCGGUAUGGUAAAGUUCUGCUUAAAGUUGUACAGGUAUCUUCUUUGAUAGAAGGGUGUUGCCAACUGUAUAUAUUUUCAACAGAGUAAGGAACUGUGAGAAUUCUGUCUCUUAAAUGUCCAUUUGAUUCUUUAACUUUGGAACAUAGCUCAUGUUAUUAGUUUCAUCUCUUGAGGAAUCUCCCACCAGCUUCUGUCUCUUCAUCUUGGUAUGUGUUGCAUACAUAUUUUCAUUUAUGUAGGGGAAACUACAGGAUAGAAUUCCUAAUUUGAUCUACUCCAGCUGAUAUACAUAUUUGAUGUCAUUGUUCAAAUUCCACUAGAAAUGAAAACCCAGUUUUGGCAAGUCUUUUUUUAUCUGGUCUUUUAGCACCUCCUUUCUACUUCUAUUUCGGGUGACUGGAGGUGUUGAAUAGAGUAAAUGUACCGUAUUGUUUCUACUAUUAAUUGUAUCUGUGAAAAUAAAUUCUUUCGAUCACUAAAAAGAGUGUGUGCCAUGUGCCAUGAACAACACAAAAAUUUUAAUUAUUAAUGUUAGAUUUUGGAGACUGGAGAUGAGAGUCUAUCGGUUGGGCAUUUUUUUGUCUGUGCUGAUCCAGUGGUUGAAGUGAAAGCGUUGAAAACUUUUGAGUUGCAUAGUUGACUUGAAUUUUUGGGUAGUGGACAUGAAUGAUAUUGCAGAAAUAGUUUCUUGCAAACAACACGUCAAGUUGAUGAAAGGGGUUUUUUUUUGUUCUACUGGUUUCUUCAUACACCGUACAUUACUUAAUUUAUGUGAAGAUGUAGUCAUCCUCAUUCCUGUGAAGAAACAUGUUGCAAUUUUUUUCUUUCUCUAAAUUAUUCUAUGCCACAAUGCUUUUUGUUUUCUGAUUUCGUUUUGCUUUUUUACUGCUGCAUAAGUGAUAUCUGACUUCUAAACAUUGUGAUAGAUUGAAGGCUGUAGUCUGUUGUUAGACUGGAUUUGUUUGUGUACACGUGUUGCCUGUUUGCAUGGUUUUUGUUAUUGCUCUGCUAUAUAAUGAAAUGCAGUUUGUGAAGAAUUGCAAACUGAAGUACUAGAAAUUGAAUAUGAAAAAAUGAUAAGAUGUUCAGUGUAUGGCGCCUUUUGCGUAAAGAAAAUUCAGUGUGAUAACUUUGUAUUUCUGUUAAAUGGGAUUAGGAAUGAGUUUUAAAGUACAUGUGCAAUCUGUAAAUGUGUGAAACCAUUGUAAUUGCAGUGAUAUAUGAGAACAAUUGAUAAAAGGUGAAAUAUUAGUCUGUCCCCAUCGUUUUAUGCAAGAAAAUUCUGAAAUUAUGCAAACUGAGCCCAAAAAUGUGAAAGUAUACGAUUCUGUUAAAUUUAACAAAGAAUGAUAAA
Molecule: messenger RNA, 2888 nt
Organism: Aplysia californica (California sea hare)
Lineage: Eukaryota; Metazoa; Mollusca; Gastropoda; Aplysiida; Aplysiidae
Product: ras-related protein Rab-7L1
Exons: 6
Coding region: 95-730 (211 amino acids)
Biological process (GO): vesicle-mediated transport
Cellular component (GO): trans-Golgi network; Golgi apparatus; vesicle
Molecular function (GO): GTP binding; GTPase activity
Source: RefSeq, a predicted model, not a curated record